This is a messenger RNA of Kwoniella botswanensis, 351 nucleotides long. RefSeq lists its product as uncharacterized. The transcript is spliced from 3 exons. The record is from RefSeq and is a predicted model, not a curated record. The coding region runs from base 1 to 351 and encodes 116 amino acids. NCBI's taxonomy places the organism in Eukaryota, Fungi, Basidiomycota, Tremellomycetes, Tremellales, Cryptococcaceae.
AUGAAAUUGAUUUUCGCCGCUAUUUUCGCUUUCGGUCUCAUUGGUACCACCAUGGCCGAUAACUUCGCCAACUUCUUCAGUGACGAAAAUUGCAACGAAGACGGAUCCAUCGGCUUCGACAUCAACAAUCCUGGAUGCUUUGCUCAAUCAGGUAGACACUCUGUCUACAUCCCCAACAAUGGGAACCCAUUCAGUUACCACCAUUGUCUUGUUCAGACCUAUCACAGUGGGGAAUGCAAUUGUCAAAACGCUGGAUAUGACUUCGGCGCUUCGGGAUAUUGUCAUAAAUUAGAUGGUAAAGCGAAAUCUUAUCGAUUUAUCAGUGGAUUUUGCGAUGAGAAUAACUGUUAG